AUGACGGGUCAGGAAUCCUACCGCACCGUCCUGUCGUGCAUAUUCCAGCGGAAUGGCGCUUGGAACACGGAGAACUUUUCCCCGGUGAAUAUUCAAACGUGGUACGGCCGAAUGCUGGAAUUGAGUUUGGAUCUAUCAGAUUAUCCUGACUUGCCCUCCUCCACCUUCACGAUCGCCAUCCCAUGA
Messenger RNA from Penicillium vulpinum, 186 nucleotides. RefSeq lists its product as uncharacterized. The transcript has a single exon. The record is from RefSeq and is a predicted model, not a curated record. The coding region runs from base 1 to 186 and encodes 61 amino acids. NCBI's taxonomy places the organism in Eukaryota, Fungi, Ascomycota, Eurotiomycetes, Eurotiales, Aspergillaceae.